GUGGCGAUCGGCAAGGCCGUUCAACGUUUUCGUUCGGGAACAUCGUUGCGUCUGCUGGUCCGGCGUCUAGAAGCUCGAAAACCGGCUGCCGGUUUCACGUUUCACUUUCGGAGGAUUAUACAUCGCGGACGGACCAGGUCGUUCGUGAUCAACGUUUCAUAAAAUGGUGGUGGAACAGGCAAUCAUCGUUAGGGAUGCCAAGAAACGAUACGGGAGCGGAACACCGGUUCUGAAUGGUUUCAAUCUGAAUGUUCCAAAAGGGUGCAUAUAUGGCUUACUUGGGCCCAGUGGCUGUGGCAAAACCACGCUACUCUCCAGCCUGGUUGGCGUUCGGAAGAUGGACAGCGGCGAACUUUGGGUUCUCGGCGGUAAACCAGGCACCGUGGAAUCGGGCAUUACACGGGUCGGUUACAUGCCCCAAGAAAUUUCGUUGGUCGACGAGUUUUCUGUGAUCGGCGCGCUCUAUUUCUUCGGCAGGAUUAAUGGCAUGGAGGAUUAUACAAUCGAGGAUAGGUACUUGUUCCUAAAGGAUCUGCUUCAACUACCCCCAAGGGAUCGUCUAGUGAGGAACAUGAGCGGUGGCCAACAAAGAAGAGUGUCCUUCGCGGCUGCGUUGGUCCAUCAGCCAGAACUUUUGAUCCUGGACGAGCCUACGGUCGGUCUGGAUCCUGUUUUAAGGGACAAUAUUUGGGACCACUUGGUGAAAAUCACGCGGGACGAAGGAGUCACCGUCAUCAUCACCACGCAUUAUAUCGAGGAGGCAAAGCAGUGUAACAAGAUUGGAUUAAUGAGAUGCGGACAACUGUUGGCUGAAUCAUCGCCGAGCGAGCUGCUCGAGCAAUGUCAAACUGAUUCCCUGGAGGAAGCGUUUCUGAGCUUGAGUCAAAUGCAGGCGCAGAAUCAGGGCCAGGCUGUCGGACAAACGCCGACAGGCGUUUCUGGGAUCAGCAACGUCAUCACCCUGGACGCGAUUUACAGGAAUUAUCCAACAAAAAAUACAGAGGUACGUCGAAGCAGCACGAAGAAAAAAUGCCAUGCUCUGCUGAUGAAAAACGCCCUUCAGUUCCUACGUCACCCAGGCGGUGUCCUUUUCUCGGUGUUGUUGCCGAUACUACAAGUCACAUUGUUCUUCAACUCGUACGGCCUAGACCCCAAAGAUCUCGCGAUUUCCGUCGUGAACGAGGAGGCCGGGAACUGUAAUCACGGGAGAAAUCGUGGAAACGUUACGUACAACCAAAACGAAUUCACGUGCAACUUUGUUGAUCUCAGCUGCAGAUUUACUGGUGGAUUUAACGAUUCUCUGUUGAAGAAGUUGUAUUACGAUGACUACAGUAAAGCUGUGGACGAAAUAACAACGGAGCACAGUGUCGGAGUAAUGCACUUCAGUAGAAAUUUCUCGUACGCUCUGCAAGCGAAGUUGGACGACUUUUUAUCAAUAUCGGACGCAGAUUUAAUAGCGGGUCAGAUAGAUGUUUCGCUUCAUACACCAGACAGACAAAUAGGUUUGUUCGUGCAAAAAGAACUUUUCGAGAUGUUUCAAAGGGAGUACAAGAAAGUCUUGAAGGAGUGUGGAAUCACUCCGAAAUUCGCGGACGUACCGAUACAUUUCGAAGAUCCUGUAUAUGGAAAAAAGGAUCAGAAGUACAUCACAUUUAUCACGGCGCCUUUUAUAUUAUCAUUAGUGUUUAUCCUGGCAACGUCAAUUUCCUCAAGUAUAAUCAUUACUGAUCGACAUUCGGGCGUGUGGGAUAGAAGUUUAGUUCAAGGUGUCACAACAGCGGAAAUAUUAAUUACACACCUCAUCUCACAAGUGAUAGUGAUUGUCAUUCAAGUCGCCGCGGCGCUGUGUAUCAGCUUCUUGCAAUUUGACGUGGAGUGCAAAGGGUCACUAGCCACUGUCAUUUGGCUGGGGAUACUCGACGGUGUUUGUGGCAUGUCUUACGGCUUUUUAAUAUCGGUGAUGUGCACGUCCACUGCUCUUGUCAAUUAUGCGUCCGUGGGAAGUUUUUAUCCAUUGGUGCUUCUCUGUGGACUUAUUUGGCCAGUGGAGGGGAUGCCAAAGUUUCUCCGAUGGUUCAGCUUGAGUUUACCAUUGACGUUGCCCGGUAUCUCGUUGAGGGGCGUUCUGGAGAAGGGAAGUUCCGUGAACGAACCGGAAGUGUACCAAGGGUUUCUGGUUCUCGCAGCGUGGAUCGUAGGCUUCAUAUCGCUCUGCCUGUUCCAAUUAAGGUCGAAGUCCACGUGAGGAACGGGGUGGGUGAUCAUAGGACGAAACAAAUUCGACAAGUAGUACAGUUUGGUGCAAAUUAGUGAAGACGAACGUACGUUUUCACGCGUGUCACAGGGUUCGCGAUUAGGUUUAACCUAAUUCCGUUAGUUUAGCGUAGUCACGGGGGAAUUUAGUAUUUUCUUUUUACACGACAUUGUAAUGUACACUGUAUAUGUUU
This is a messenger RNA of Dufourea novaeangliae, 2447 nucleotides long. RefSeq names its product ABC transporter G family member 23-like. The record is from RefSeq and is a predicted model, not a curated record. Gene Ontology annotation, molecular function: ABC-type transporter activity; ATP binding; ATP hydrolysis activity. The transcript is spliced from 15 exons. The coding region runs from base 164 to 2245 and encodes 693 amino acids. NCBI's taxonomy places the organism in Eukaryota, Metazoa, Arthropoda, Insecta, Hymenoptera, Halictidae. Gene Ontology annotation, cellular component: membrane.